This is a messenger RNA of Oncorhynchus mykiss (rainbow trout), 3183 nucleotides long. The record is from RefSeq and is a predicted model, not a curated record. NCBI's taxonomy places the organism in Eukaryota, Metazoa, Chordata, Actinopteri, Salmoniformes, Salmonidae.
CUUGUUACGCAGGGAGGAUGUAUGUCACAAGUGUUUCACACGCUCUUUUUUUUCUUAAAUUGAAACCACACGAACUUCCUUUUCUACCUUCCUUGUAUUGUAUUUGCGCGUCAAGAGACAGUCAGAGGAGUUGACAGCAAUGAUGUAUAUAUUAUACACAUUGGUUUGAGAAAGAGAGGCGCGAACAUGUAGCCUAGGCGUUGUGUUGAUAAAGGUUGAAACAUUUAUCCAGGAUGAACCGUUCCAGUAAAUUGUCAUCUGAAAAACAGACGAAAACCUGGAUGAAAUAUGGAGUGCUAUGCUGACAACAAGAUGCAACUCGAGACCGGUGAGCGUAGUGGGAGAAACCAGAAUUGAAACCUGCGGUGCUUCAGUGAAGCCGUCUUGUCUGAAGAGGAUCACUGUAACGCAGACGGAGGGAGUCAGGAAGCAGGUGCAGUCGCCCCCCCCCCACCCCCUCAUCUGAUGGAGAGGCCGUCUUCUACAACCAGGCGUCAGGCCUGGUUCCAGACCGGUCGCCAGUGGCCUACCCUGAAAGAACAAGAUCCACAGGGACCUCCAUCCACCCACCCGUCUGUUCCACACCAGUCUGCAUCAGAGGAUGAUGUCUUCUCAGAUGGAUGCUCAGCAGGAAAGAUUGAGAGCUGGCUGCUGGGCUGUGGGCGGGAGACGGACUCAGAAAACUCUAGACAUAAUCUGACUGUUGAGUCUCUGCUGAAAUCAAAAAGUUUUGAAGAUGACCUGAGUCUGGGGGCUGAGGCUACAGUAUUAGAUGUUGAGGAAGGCGUCUCAGAACUGAGCAGCUGCCCACUGCUGUUUCCGCCACCCAAACAUCCUCACAGAGGAGUCACCACCAGUACUCCCCGCCAGAGACUGGCUCUGCCCCUUCUCCACCUGGGUCACAGUCUGGCCUCCAGUGGGCUCUCCAAAAGCACCAGUAAAGCCUCGAGUGUGUCGGAGGCCCUGCAGAUGUGUGCGGAGGAUGCAGAGGAGACUCUGUACCAGUUAGGGUUUGGUUGUGAUGAGCCUGAGGUGACGGCCCGUAUCCCUAUCCGCUUCAUCAACUUCCCCUCCCAUGCCCACGGCAUCAACCUCCGCCUCUUUCUUCAGUCCCAACUGCACCGGCUCCGACAGGAGGACCCAGGACUCUCCCUGGCCAGCCGUUUCAGGCAGGUAGAGGUGCUGACAGCCAUGGCCAACGCCUUCUACUCCCUCUACUCACACGUGUCCCGCACGCCCCUCCAGAAGCUCGCCCCUCCUGAGUUCAGCUUCUCCCCCACCGCUGACGGGCAGAUUGGACGGCGCUUCAUGGGAAGUGUCCGCAGCGAACCGAGGUCUCCAGUGGAACGACUCAAGGAUACGGUUUCUAAGAUGUGCCUGUAUACUGGCUCUGGGGCUUCUGCCCGGCUGGGGUCGGACUCUGCCUGCCCCAGACCAGGACUCUCCCCCGGGCCUGGGUCGGCACCCAAGAAGAGAAGCAGCCUUCCUGACUUGGUGGGUCUGGUCCUGGAGAACACCAAGGCAGAGCCUUUAUCCAGAGACAUGGAGGAGGAUAAUCAGGAUACAGGGAACAGUAAUGAGACGAGUGCUGCUGUGGACACGAUGGUGAGCGAGAGAGAGACAGAGACACAGGGACACACAGACGGGGAGGGGGAGCAGGGGUUGUUUUCAGAUGUACAGGAUAUGGACACUGGGGAUAGUAACAAGACGUGUGCUGUGGGCACACGUAUGUUCCGGGACAGAGAGACAGAGACACCGGGACAUAGAGACACAGUCAGGGACAAGGAGUUGGAGCAGGGAUCGUCAUCAGAUGGGAAUGGAGUUGAUUUAGAGAGAGAGCGACAUCCUGACAGAACACCCAACUUUGGGGCAUCAUCACUUUCAGAAUCAGGUCAUCAAAGAGAGCCCAGUAGUAGGAAGAAGCUGGACUUUGGCCUUACUACUCCAAGACCUACUUGUGAAGUUGGAGAAACUCAAAACACAAUUCAUCCCACGGGCUGGGCAACAGUAGUGGCACCGGUCGCCAAGGUUACCCGUGACAUCACCCGUCCUCCGAUCGUUGAGUGUGUUCACCAGGCUCCGUACGGCAGUCAACUACAACAGUGGAAUAGUAACACGCAGGCGGAGGACAUUUUGUCCUCUGAGAACGUCAGAAGAUCUGACCGAUCCUUCACCACGUCAGACGGACUUCACAAACCUAGGGAGAAGGAUUUCUUAACCACCAGUAACUCAGCCAAGAGUUUAGAGGUCGCAGUAACUCCCAUGUCUAAGGUGGAGUCUAGUUUGGGAGAAGCUGGAACACUGGUUGUGUCAACGUUCGUGUCUAUGGAGCUCCUUAGUUGCAGGAAGUCCCCUUGUCUCAUCACUGUUACUGAUGUGACACCUUCUAGUUCUUUAGACACAGAUGCACCUGAGAUGAUUCUCCCUGCCAGUGGUGGGACCACAGUGGUGCCUCCAGCAGCCCAGUAUUAUCCAGGUGUAUGGAGGAACAAGAGGUACCUGAGUCCUCUGAAACCAACACCGCUCCAGGGGCAGGUCUCCCACACUAUUCAACAGGCCAACUCCUUUGAGCUGGAGGAGGUACAGAGCGCAGGGGAGGAAGACUUUGGACAGCAAGAAACUAUAAGGUCAACAUCUUUGUCCCGGUCCACUGUCAAUCAAAACAAAGGUCUGGUGGUUCGAGGGGACAGCAUGCAAUCAGACAGUAGUGGCUACGCUGAUGACGACGUCGACUCCCCUGACAGAGACAAGAGCUGACGAACAGGACCCUCGGGGAAAUAAACUCCGGGAGCUAUUAUUUACAUGAGUCACACAAACAUAUUGAGCCACUGAAGGUACAGUCAGAUACAGACUGUUAUUGUGAAUGACAUCAUGAAAUCCGGUGGCAUUCUGACUACGCCCACUUCGACGUCACACUAGUGCUUCAACCGAGUUCAACGUUGACUUCCGUUGGUAAACGCAUUGCCCACGUAGGCAUAUUUAACACACAGAUCAAGUUUCCUAACCUGACGCGCAGGCGUUGUGUGCCAGACGAUGCAAUGUGGUUAGCCGACAUGUUUAAAUACUUGUCCAGGCGCUGUAAGAUCUGGCAUGAGUCUUCAGUGUAAGUCGGACAGGAACUCAACCCUUCGGUUCGAUUGUGUAGACUGUCUUGUGUCCAGUGUUUCUGUUGACAGUCAUUAA